This is a messenger RNA of Pseudomyrmex gracilis, 2030 nucleotides long. RefSeq names its product CCR4-NOT transcription complex subunit 11 (gene Not11). Bases 55 to 1428 code for a protein of 457 amino acids. Gene Ontology annotation, cellular component: CCR4-NOT complex. Lineage: Eukaryota; Metazoa; Arthropoda; Insecta; Hymenoptera; Formicidae. Gene Ontology annotation, biological process: negative regulation of translation; mRNA catabolic process. The record is from RefSeq and is a predicted model, not a curated record. The transcript has 2 exons.
AUCGAACAGGGCCUGGACUGUGCCUUUGACUCGCUACAAGCGGAAUGACAGAAGAUGACGUUCUCGCCGAAAGAUUUGGGAAAGCUGUUGGAUUUACUUGAGGAGGAAAAUUUGGACACCAGCCUGGAGAGUCUUUGUAACCAGUUACAUCAAACAUUUUCCAAAAAGGAUCGCUUUAACGUGGGAACAACGUUGUUGUUGCAUCUUCAGCAUAUUGACCUGCUCCCGAAACAUGUUCAAGUUCAACGUGUUAUUGCCUUAACGAUGUUGUACGACUUGUACAGAGGCGAACCCUUAGCUUCCACACCUUUUGCCAGUGUGUUUGUACAAGUGCUGAAACCCCAGGAAGAUGCUAAUAACGGCAAUCCGAAACCACCUGGUCACACAGGUCAUAUACCGGUUCUGUCUCAUUGUGAGAAGAAUCUGCUGAUUAAUUUGUUAGGAUACAAUCAGAAGGAUAUUAUGAAAAAAACACCUCGUCAAAUUGUGGACGAGUUAUCGUAUUCUCCUAUACCGUCCAUCGAUUUAACAAAUCUGCAGUUGCAGUUGGCUGAACAUCAGUCCGAACUUCCCGCUAUUAGCAAAUGUGGAAAUCCCAUAAUUCUGCCUGAUGCCGAUCUCACAAAAGUUAACGAAUUUGACAAGACUUGUGUUAGAAAUCUAACAGAAAAUCUUAUCACCGGUGAUCCACCUUUAUCCAGACAGAGCUAUCGUCCUGAAUUUUUGAGACUGGUACCGCCGCUCUAUCACUCCGCGAACGAAAUAGCCUGGUUCAAUGUCACGGAACCGACGCAAUUCACGAUCGAGUACGACACCAGUAUGUGCGUGUCAAAUUGCGCUGGUGCGGAAGCUCGCAAGCUAAUGGGAAAGGCUUUCAAGAGUGUUCUAACGUUACAGCAACAACAACACCUGGUCAACGAAUUGGAAAAAGAUCCCAAGCUUGUUUAUCAUAUUGGACUCACACCUAGCAAACUACCAGACUUGGUUGAGAACAAUCCUCUCAUUGCUAUUGAAGUUUUGUUGAAGCUAAUGCAAUCUAGCCAAAUCACUGAGUACUUCAGCGUACUAGUGAACAUGGAGAUGUCCCUUCACUCCAUGGAGGUCGUGAACAGACUCACGACUACAGUGGAUCUGCCGACGGAAUUUGUACAUCUGUAUAUCAGCAAUUGCAUAUCCACUUGCGAGACCAUUAAAGAUCGUUAUAUGCAGAAUCGCUUGGUGCGGCUUGUUUGCGUGUUUCUGCAGUCUUUGAUAAGGAACAAGAUCAUAAAUGUUCAAGAACUGUUUAUCGAAGUCCAAGCGUUCUGUAUCGAAUUCAGUCGCAUCAGAGAAGCGGCCGCGUUAUUUCGGCUUUUGAAGCAACUCGAAUCUGGCGAUACGGGUGGACUUAAUGCUCCGCCGACAAAAAAUAAAAUAGAUAUGUGUUAAUAUCGAGCUUAUGCAAAUAGAACGUUUUAUUAUUCGUAAAAAUUCGCAAAGGACAAUUGAUCAUUUCAGUUCCAGAUUUGUACUUUAUGUAGUUACUUGAAAACAACAACUUGUGAGAGAAAAUGUUUAUAUCGCUUAUUGAGCUCUUUUUUGAUUAUACGUAAAGAAUAUUAUGCUGAAACACUACACAUCAACGUGUCUGAAAAAAAAAAAAAAAAAUUGAAGUUUAUUCUAAAAAAUAUAUAUGUAUAUACGAUUUUUAAUGUGCUUAUAAGCAGAUUAAAGUUUGCAAUGUGUAUUGCAACAUGAGAAAUGAUACAUUUGGAUUAAAAUGUGUGUGUUUCAAGUUAUUUAGAGUUUUAUACAUAUUUUCUAUAUAUGUUAAUAAAAUGUGAGCUCUAUAAAACACUCCAUUGUGUAAUAAACAAAUAAGCGUCUAUGUAAUGGAUUGUAUAAAUUAUACAAUUAAAUUACACAAUUUUUAUGCUUUUGUACUUAUUGUAACUUCAUACACAUUUCAAAGUACAAAAGAAAUCAAUCACAUAGUAACAAAUAUUAUGUAACGUUUAAUUUUGGUUUAUAUUCUACAAAUCUUUAUUAAU